This is a messenger RNA of Rhagoletis pomonella (apple maggot), 2407 nucleotides long. RefSeq lists its product as uncharacterized. The coding region runs from base 380 to 1663 and encodes 427 amino acids. The transcript is spliced from 4 exons. Lineage: Eukaryota; Metazoa; Arthropoda; Insecta; Diptera; Tephritidae. The record is from RefSeq and is a predicted model, not a curated record.
GCAACCUUGAAAAUUGCAUUGGUACACAUCGGAGUCGAGGAAGCGCAUUGAACAAUAAUCUGAAGGAAACCUGGCAGUUUAAGGGAAAUUGUAAUCCUUGCCAUUUACGGAUCUACGGAUAUAGAUCUAACAAUAUCCAAAAAAAAAAAAAGAAAAUUGCAUUCCAACCAUAUUGAAUGCAAUUUGCUGAUUGCUGCUCGCAACUCUGUGGAUUUAUGUUUAUUACCAAUUUUUCCACAUCUAAUCCAAAUGUAAUUAAAAUAUAUCACCAUUUAACCAAGCAGUGCCAAUAAAUUUACCAUCAGUGAAAAAAUAAUAAGUUAGUGCAAUUGUGUUAGCUAUAGCCAGCCGGCGACUUCACUCACUGCACCACACCAUAAUGAACAUUACACGUAUUCUAGGACAAAAUAACAAGAUCUAUCAAAAAUUUGGCGACUAUUGUAUUACAGAGACGGAACCGAAUCAAUGCAGUAUCAUUUGCUGCUUCUGUCAGGAAGAGCACCACAGCGAAAACGCUUUUUGGGCGCACGUACAACAGUUGCAUGCCUAUGCGCCAGCGCGGCUCUGCAUAAUGCGCGAUACACCAACGUUAACUAGCUGCGAAGGUGACAGCGAUAGCCAUGACAAUUCGCCAAUUGGCAAUGACUGUGAAUCCACCUUGACCACUGCCAAAACGACUGCGCUUCAACCGGUAGCGAAUGAUGCACCAAUGUACGUGGAAGCUGAAUACUUGGAAAGUGUUGUACUAAAUGAUCCAAAUACGCUUUUGGAACUAACCGGCAUCAGCAAUACGUUUCUCGAUUUUCAAGAGCAAAAACCAAAUGGAACGAAGGGCGCAAUAGAGACUGGCAGCCAAGAAAAGGAAAAUGUUCAGCAGGCUGAGCGCAACCUUUCGAACAAAGAAGAUAAGUCGCCGCAUUUAAAAGGCAUACGAAAAAUCAUAGAUAUCGAUAAACUCACACCGAAGCAAUUGCUAGAGGAUGGCGUUCUGUUAAAAAGCCUUUUCCAGCAAAUGCAACGCGCCAGCAAUGAGUUUAAAUAUAAACUCAACAAGCUUACACAGGCCGUACAGCUAAUUGAAAGUGAGCUGAAGAAAGAACCUGGUAGUCGUACGCUCAAGCGCUACAUGAAAAUCAUACCAGAUCAGCCAUUUACCAGCCGUGAUGAAGUGCUCAUAUUGGACGAUGAGCUGCAUCAUAGCAAAGAGAUGCGUGACGCAUUGCACGAAGAAACAAUCGCAUUAGCUGCUGAGAAUGCAGACGUUUUCUGUCGCAUACUCUGGCGUUUUAUUAUGACAGAUGAGGUGUCGAAUCAAUUCUGCUGGCGUGGUGUUGUAAAUGCCGACAAAGUUAUAAAAUAUCCAAUCAAGGAUAUGACCAUGAUGGAUGUGUUUCAAGGAGUUUUUCGUGAAAAGUUUCCUGGCCAAACGCUACAUUUUUUCAAGGAUCGCACAAUGACCUACUUCAAUAAAGCCCACGAGCGUCUGAAACGUAAACAGUUGAACAAAGCUGAUGUUAAUGGUGCGGAAAGUAAUGGCUGUGACUUGGUCUGUACCAAGGUAUUGUCAAAGGCACAGGAAAGUGAUUAUAAGCGCGCCCGUAGUGAUGCGGAUAAGAUUGAAGAUGGUGUGGACUCGGUAUUUGAGGAAGUAUUUUGUGAAUGAAAAACAGCUGAAAUAUGUCAGGAUUUUACGGUACAUCAAAUCAAAGUGGAGCUGCAUAUAAGAUUUAUACCAAGUCGGUGUUGAAACCCAGACAUUAACUUUCCAGUAUUUUCAACUCUAAAAGCCUAGUAACAAAUACGGAGUAAAAGACUUGAAUUACAUUUUUGAUCUCAGGAGAUAUACAUAUAUACAUACCGUCGUUUAAAGUACCGCAAAACCGCGUAACUGACAUUUGCUGCCAAAAAUUGGGUUUGCUCACACAAGCUCUUGGAUCAAUCCGUAUCCAUUCGUCUUGAAAUAUACUAGCAUACAAUAUACAGAAAUUUAAGAUAAGAAGAAAGAGAAUCAUUUUGAAAUAUGGGUGUUCUUACUCUGUAGAAAAUAAUUUAUGCAACCUCACAUACGCAGUUUUGCAUUUUGUUGAUACGCGGUUUUGUACUUUAAACGAUAUGUAUGUAUGCAAUUAAACAUUGUGUGUAAUUUAUAAGCGAUUCUCUCCAGCCUAUGUAGGUGAAUCAAAUAAUAACCUAAAAGACAAACACACAUUUGUAUAACAAAAACAAUAUACAUAUAAACAAUAAAUCUACACUAUAUUUUAACAUACUUAAGUCUACCAUUUUCUUACUAUUUCGCUGUUCUUUUAAAACCGUUAUUUAUAAUUAUACAAGUAAAAGAACUUAUAUUUUUUUGUACUGAAUCGGGGCAAAAUGAAUUUAUUAUAUGCUAAAGUCUUAAAAACAAUAA